Messenger RNA from Hordeum vulgare subsp. vulgare (domesticated barley), 2392 nucleotides. Its product is annotated as pentatricopeptide repeat-containing protein At2g01390-like. Bases 43 to 1698 code for a protein of 551 amino acids. NCBI's taxonomy places the organism in Eukaryota, Viridiplantae, Streptophyta, Magnoliopsida, Poales, Poaceae. The transcript has 2 exons. Gene Ontology annotation, molecular function: protein binding. The record is from RefSeq and is a predicted model, not a curated record.
CAGUUCCCCGUCGCAUUCUCAGCAGCCCCGUCGCCGCCGAAGAUGCUCCGCCGCCAACGCCACUUCCUCCCCGCCAAGCCCCGGCGCCGCCCGAAGCCCCAGCCCAAACCCGCCGCCGAGCCCUCCGCCCCGACGUACACCCGCGACGUCGUCCGGCGCGUGACCAACAUACUCCGCGACCACCCCUGGUCGGCGGCGCGCCCGCUCCUGCUCUCCCUGCCGGGCCUCGUCUGGGACUCGCACGUCGUGGCGCGCGUCCUCAAGACCCACCCGCCCCUCCAGAAGGCCUUCCUCUUCUUCCGCCUCGCGGCCUCCCCGGCCGCCGACCCCAGGGCCGCCUUCCGCCACGACCGCUACACCUACACAUCCAUGCUCCACCUCCUCGGCGAGGCUGGCCGGGUCCCCGCCAUGCUCCGCCUCCUCGCCGAGAUGCUCCGCGCCGGGGUGGACCCCGACGCCGCCACGUUCACCACCGUCAUGCACUGGCUCGCGCGCGCCGGGGACGUGGACGCCGCCAUGCGGGUGUGGGAGGAGAUGCGCUCCCGCAGGGGCCGGUGCCGCCCCACGCUCGUCAGCUACACGGCGUGCCUCAAGAUCCUGUUCGACGCCGGGAGGGCCGCCGAGGGCAGGAGGGUGUUCGAGGAGAUGGUGGCCGAGGGGCUGCGCCCCAGCUGCACCACCUACACCGUGCUCAUCGAGCACCUCGCUGACGCAGGAAAAUUCCAAGCUGCUCUACGAAUUAUGAGUGACAUGGAAGAUGCAGGCGUAGAACCUGACAAGCCACUCUGCAAUGUUCUAGUCAAGAAGUGUGCCAGGGCUGGUGAGACGUCAGUGAUGACCCUCAUUCUUCAGUACAUGAAGGAGAAACGCAUCGUUCUCCGCAGGCCUGUCUUUCUGGAAGCACUAGAGGCUCUAAAAGCUAGUGGUGAGAAUGCUAAUCUUCUUUUGGAAGUGAAUCCUCAUCUUGCAUCCGAAGGAAUGGAAUAUGACCCAACAUUUUCUCAUCUAAGCUACAUUACUGACAGAAGUACGAUUAUAUACCUUUUGGCUUCUAGAAACUGGUCUGCUAUGGAACAAAUGGUAAACGAAUUGACCACGAGGAAUGUGAAGUUUGAAUCGCAUAUACUAUCUGAUAUUAUUCAGGCCAGCUGCGCAAACUGCAGACCAUCAUGUGGACUCGCUGUUCUGCAUUAUAGCCUAAGAGUAGGCAGUGAACUUGACAGAUCUGCAUAUAGUUGCCUUCUUGGUCAAUACAUCAGAAAUGGUUCGUUUGAUUUGGUAUCUAAGAUUGUUGAAAGAUUGAUUAAACAUGGCUGCAAUCUUGGAGCAUAUCUGUUAUCUGUCUUAAUACUCAGAUUGGGUGCUGCUGGGCAUUCUUCAUACGCGGCGCAUAUCUUUGGGUUAUCACCUGCAGACCAGAAUGUGAUUACCUACACUGCCCUUAUGAAUGCCUAUUUUCAAGCUGGCGAAGUUGAUAAGGCUCUUGAACUAUUCACACAAAUGAUAACUAAUGAGAUAUCUCCUUCUGCGGGUACAUAUGAAGUUCUGAUAUAUGGCUUACAAAAGGCUGGGUGGAAACAGGACUCUGACCGUUACCGAAGAGAAAGAAUGGAGAUGCAAUGGCAUCGUCAGUACCGUGACAAGCAUUCCCCUGAAGAUAGCUUAUGUGACCAUUUAUUUUGUGGAUUUCAUGAUUAGAAGAUUGUUUCUUGGGUGAUGUUCUAUACUUGGGAUUUCCUUAGCUCUACCAAUCCAGCUUCAUGUUUUGUCACAGAUUGAAGGUUUAUAAAUGGAUCUCCUGAUAUUUGCUUUGACACGAUGUUACUAGACACUGAACAUGUGAUUACUUUUCCAUGGCAUGGUAAAAUAAAAUAAAAAUCGGUUGAUCUCUACAUGGUUACAAGAACCAAGGGAUGGUGAAACUAAAUCGAAAGAGUCUCAUGAAAGGAUUGCUGAAUUUGGAACCUGGAAUGUAUAUGCCGACUCUUUAUGUUAGUGACUGCUGAUGUAAAGGGAGAAAAUCCAGUAGAGCUGAACCGUGAAGGAGAAAAGCGCAUCAUUGGAGUACUAUGGAGGCCGUGAAGUAGCUGGAACUCUGGAAGUGCAAAGGAGCAACUUAAUUGUUGGAUAUUUUGUUUAAAUUUAAGGUAAUACACCCAUAGCUAGCUCAAACACACACACUUUGUACUAAGUAAUCUAGUUGAUAGGGAGGCCUUUCCCCAUGUGUUGCUUGAAUUUUCUAUCUCAGUCUUCUGUUCAGAUCAAAUAUGACUGUCGACAUUUAUGGUGUGCUUACCUUUUUUUUCUUCUUGUUUGUAACAAUUAUUUUUGGCUGAUUCUCUGUCAAAAUUUGAGAAGUGUAAAUAUGAGUUAGCAUGAAAAUUCUGGACGA